CUCUCGAAUUGGAUAGAGCAUUUGUGCUUAGGGCUGGAGCAUAUGCAAUCCCAUAUUAUUUGCCAUAAUGUUCCACCAGUUCAACAAGUCCAGCCACGCGUCAUUCUCCCGUGCGUUUUCCAAGCGGAAGAAGAAAAAGGAAUUCUCGUGCGUCAUUCUCUUCGUCGUCUCAAUUUCCAGCGGAAGAUUCCUUUCUCCCCUUUCCAUCUUCAUCGCGAGAAUUCCUCAAUUUCCAAGAUUUUUUCAAGGAUUUCCAUCUUCAUCGAAUUAAUAGGGUCUCGCGCAUCAACAUUCCAUCUUGAACAAGGAAAGACUUCAAAUUAGGUACUCCCUCCGUCCAUCAAAGAUCUUCUCAUUGCGCGUUACGAGAUUUGACCGACUUUGUUUUCAAUUCAAUUUAUUUGAUUGUAAGAAUAAAAUUUAAAAAUAAAAUUUAUAUAGUAAAAAAGUACAUAAAAAGUUCUACAAAACAAGAGGUGACAACAUUAUUUUAUUUUAUGAAAUGAGUAGUAAAAUAAACAAACAAAGUGAGUAAAGUUUGACUCUGUGA
This is a messenger RNA of Cuscuta campestris, 550 nucleotides long. Lineage: Eukaryota; Viridiplantae; Streptophyta; Magnoliopsida; Solanales; Convolvulaceae. The record is from the annotation of a GenBank genome assembly.